AUGAUGGAAAACGCUGAACAACAACAACAGCAUCAAAGACAACAAAACAUUUUAACCGGUCUGCCACCACUGCCAAAAAGUCUGAGUGCCGCUGCCAGCGCAAUGGCACCUGGCCACGGACAAGGACAUGGACAUGGACAAGGAUCGGUGCCGGUGCAGGUGCAGGUGCGUUCACAUACGUCCUCACCGUUGCAACAGCCACUGCAAGCCGCCUCCUCGGUUACUGCACUGGCUGCUGCCACGGGCGAUUUGUAUUUGGGGCCAUCGACCUCGUCGGCGGCAAGGAAUCGGAACUACAACGGUCACGGCCGACAUGGCAGCUUGUCAUCCACCCAGGAGUCGCUCAGCGAUCGCGAGAGCGUUCACAGUCGCGCCUCAUCCACACACAGUGCCAGCGGGAACGCUGCUGCAACAGCAGCCCAGCAGCAGCAGUUGCAGCUACACAUGCCCACCAAUAGCAGCAGCAACAGCAGCAGCAAUAAUGCCUCCAGCACCAUCGAUAACCAGCUGGCGAUAUUACGCCGUGAAAUGUAUGGGUUGCGGCAGUUGGACUUGUCGCUGCUGUCGCAGCUGUGGGCGCUAAAUGAGUCCAUACAGGGCUUUCGGGUGUUUCUGCAGGAGCAGGAUGCCCUUUCGCCGCCAUCCAGGUCGCGCACGCCUUCCGACACCAACUCCCUGUCGUCCGACGAGGAUGAUGGCUCGUAUGCGCCAGUUGCUGUACCAAAGCUCAAUGCGCCGCCGGUAACGAUUGCGGCCUUGGCAUCGCCAGCGACUAGUGGUGGUCUGCCCACUAAAUUGGCCACGGGUUCGACCACAUCGCAUGCGUCGACCAGUUCGGCGUCGGGGACGUCCGGUUCAUCAUCGGCAGCAUCCUCCAUGGGCAAGCAUCACCAUCACCAGCAGCAGCAGCAACAACAGCAGCAGCAGCAGAUGCCUCAUUAUCAUCAUCAUCGAUCGGGGAUGCCACCAGCACCACCGGCACAGCAUAAGGCGCAUCCGCAGCUGCCGCGUAUACUGCAGCAGCGCAUGCGGCACGCGCCGCCUCCGCCACCGCCCUCGCGACCCAAGGGCAGCGGUGGCGGCGCAAGCAGCAGCAGCAGCAACCACAGCAUCAGCAGUGUCACGCAGCAGCAGCAGCAGCAACUGUUGCACCCAAAUCCCAAUCAGCAUCAGAGGCCCGUAUGACAAAACCCGUUCUUGGACUAAAUCUACACAUAUUUAGUUCAAGAACGCAUUUUCAGCAAAAAAAAACCAUAAUAAUAAAUAAAUACAAAUAAAUAGUAUAUACCAUAAACAGCAACACACAACAACAAAAACAAAACAUUUCAGAAAACGUCAAUUGCACAUUUAUCCAGGAGUCAAUUUAGGCCAGAGUUGAGGGCGACUUGGGCACUUUAUUGGUGGCCAACAUACACAUCCCAUAAAUCCUCAUCAUGAUACACACACAUCCAUGCUUGCCAUUCGUUCCAAUUUCGUUCUUGAUUUGUUUUACAACAAAUUUAUGUGUGUUUAAUUAAUAACUACCUAAAAAAAGCAAAAUUGAACGGUUAGAAUUUUGAAAGUGGAAAUUGUAUUCAAUGAUAAUAUUUAAAUAGUUAAGGAUUAAAUCCUUCGAUAAGCAACUACAAUAUAUUGCAUAU
Molecule: messenger RNA, 1640 nt
Organism: Drosophila grimshawi
Lineage: Eukaryota; Metazoa; Arthropoda; Insecta; Diptera; Drosophilidae
Gene: lmgB
Product: rho GTPase-activating protein 17
Exons: 1
Coding region: 1-1185 (394 amino acids)
Source: RefSeq, a predicted model, not a curated record